AUGGCCGGACUCAGUGUUUCUUUUGGGAGCCAAGGCUUUGUCGGCCUGUCUCGGUGCGAGACACUGCGGCUCUCCAGACCGGUUUUGGGUCAAGGCACCGAGCAACAGACGCGUCAGGAGCAGUGUGGACUGCCUGUUCUCGUCGCCGCUGCGGCAGGUGCAGCAGCUGGCGCUGUGGCCUCUCGCGGGCCACGCAGAGAGACACGAGGCCUACCUGGCACUCAGCGGAGGGCCUCGCUGCAGCCAGUGGAGGUGCAGGAAGACGAGGCCAUGGAGCUGGAAAGAGAACUGGCAGAGUGGGGCGAGGAUGAUGACUACGAAGAGGAGGUGGAGGAAUUGGAAGGCAGAGACGCGGAGCGGCGAGGCUCCGGUGGCAAAGAAACCAACGAGUCCGACUGGCAGCACUGGGUCCCAAACCUGAGCAAAGAGGCGAUCUGGAGAGUCUUGAAAGCGAGGCGGCCGGACAGUGGCAAAUUCAAGGAGGUGAUGCUCGCUUUGAGGCGUGGUGAUGUUCUGACCACCAAAGAGGAAUACGAAGAUGCGCUCGGCCUUCUCUGCAGACGAAGGGAGGGCUGGCGGGAUGCAUCUAUCAUCUUGGCUUGCAUGUGGCACAACGGCUUCAUGCCAGACCAUAGACACUAUGCUUUGGUCAUGAGCGCCCUGUCGCAGACGAGGCGGUAUGAGAAAACAGCGAGGCUUUUCGAGGAGAUGGCGGAGCACUACAUCCCCUUGAGCCCUCAGUGUUAUUAUCUCGGCAUCGAGGCAUAUAGCAAGAAGGAAGAGGUGGACGGUGCCCUGCAGCUUUUCAAGGACAUGCAGUCCGACGGCUAUGAGCCAACGCUGCAGAUCUAUGCGACCCUGAUGUACGAAUUGGGGAAGGCUGGAACAUGGAUCAAGUCGUUGGAGCUCUUUGAGGACAUGCUCGCGCGCAGCAUCCUGCCGACCAGACAGAUCUUCAACCUGCUGGUCUUGGCUUACGGCUCCGGCGGCGAGUUUGAGCGUGUUCUGGAGACAAUCGAUCAAAUGAUCAAGGCUGGUCUGGAGCCGAACCUGACGACUUUCCUGUGGGGAAUGCAAGCCGCGGAGCGCGCCGGUGAAAUGGACAAGGGCUUGUACCUUUAUCAGAGGAUGAAGGAUCGGGGCCUCAAGAGUCACCCCAAGGUAGACCAGGCUCUCAUGCGCAUUGCCAUGGCAGGGAACGAUCCCGAUCGAGCGCUCCAGUUCUUUGAAGCCGCCAUCCAGCGCAGGCGCAGCUACGAUAAGAAUGCUGUUGAUGGGCCUAUCUACGAAGAGAAGGGCAUCUACAAGCAAGCCUUGCGUGCAUGCCAGCUUGCAGCGGCCUCCGGUACAACGCCAGGCUUCGGAAUCAGCUCUUACGAGGACUACGCCUUGCAGCUGCUCUUGGAUUUGCAGAAAGCCAAAAUCAAGGUGGAUCCGAGUAUGUAUCUGCACGCGAUCUCAACCUGUGAGUACAAGAAGAGCUGGACCAGAGUCAUCAGCUUGUUGCAGGAAAUGUCAGAGAGAGGAUUCCGGGUGCAGGGCGAAAGGCUCCGAUCGGCCUACUGGAAUGCGAUCCUGGCCGCAGACGAAUCUCAUGAUCCUGACAAGGCAUGGGACCUUUUCGAGCAGAUGAAGCUCAACAGAGUGACUGUGGAGCCUUUCAUGUACGAGCAGAUGGUGCUUCUGCUUGAGAAGAAUGGUCAGUUAGCGCGGGCUGCCCGGUUAGACGAAGAGUUCCAGAACCGCCAGCUGACAAAGUACGCCCAGGAGAUCAUGGUGCACAGGAAGCGCAACGAGUGGGAAGAGGCCAUUGGCAUCGUUCAGAAAAUCCGGGAUGAUGGCAUCAGGCCGACGAUCAAAAUCAUGAACACAGCUCUCAGCUCCUUGCAGUACCCUGGGAAGUGGGAGCUGGUCCUGGAAAUGAUGGAAGAGAUGCGAGCCGAGGGGUACGAGUUGGAUGUCUGCACUCACACAGUCGCCGUUACCUCCAUGAUCACAGCCGGUGAGCUGGAGAAGGCUUCCGAGCACUUGCAAGUCAUGAAGAAAGAAGGUGUUGAGCCCACAGCGAUGACCUACGGCCGCCUGAUGUAUGGCUUGGAGAAAGCCGACCUGCCGGAGAAAGCCCUGUAUCUUUGGGAUGAGAUGCGGGUCCAGGGCAUCGACCCCGACAGGGUUGGAUUCGAGACUGCAGUGAGGGCCUGCAGCAAGUGUCAAUUUGAUGAGGCGGUCCUCGAGCUGUAUGAUGAGAUGAAGGUUCGUGACAAGAACCCUUCCAGAGAGACCGCGCGCAGCGCCGCACUGGCUGCCGAGCGGCUGGGCCUUUCGGCGACUGUGAUCGAAGGAGCGACGCCAAUCACGCCCGAGGAGCCAGAGGACGUCGAAGUUCUCGACGCUUUGGGCCGGUGA
This is a messenger RNA of Symbiodinium sp. CCMP2456, 2406 nucleotides long. Lineage: Eukaryota; Dinophyceae; Suessiales; Symbiodiniaceae. The record is from the annotation of a GenBank genome assembly.